Adineta steineri is the source of this 1455-nucleotide messenger RNA. The record is from the annotation of a GenBank genome assembly. Lineage: Eukaryota; Metazoa; Rotifera; Eurotatoria; Adinetida; Adinetidae.
AUGGAUAAUCAAGAGAAUUUAGAAAAAAAGGAUAAUGAUAUGCAAAACUAUUUACAACAACAAUCUCCAUCGUUAGGAAAAGAUUCUGAUAAUCGUAAAAGACUUAAUCAAACUUCUGAAGAAUAUUUAAAUUCAUUAACACCAACACAACGUCGACAACGAAUAACAACAUUAUUAGUUAUUGCUUUUAUUUCUCUUUUAACUGGUAUUGAUUAUGCGAUUAUUUUACCUACAGCUUGGGGAUAUGUCAAUAUGUUUAUGCAUAAUCAUUAUGGUGGAUUUGUAGUGGGUAUUCUUUUAUCCGUAUUCGCAUUAUCAGGUUCAAUAGCUGGUAUUUUAUUUGGAUUUCUUGAUGAUAUUGGUGUUUCAUUAAAAAAACUUGUACUAUGCGGAACUGUAUUUAUAAUAAUUGGCAAUAUACUUUAUUUUAUUGGUAUUAAUAUUUAUGUUGUUGUUAUUUCUCGAUUGAUUGCUGGUAUUGGUAUGGGUUUAGUUCCACCAUUAUUAGCUGAACUUACAAGACGGUCAACACCAGAAACACGAACACCACUUUUUGCAAAAAUACUUGGUUGCCGUCAAGUAGGACUUUUUUUUGGUCCAUGUUUUACAAUUUUUAUUAAGCAAUUACAUUUUAAAUUAUUUGGUCUUCAAGUUACAAUGUAUAAUGCUCCUGGUUUAUUGAUGGCAGUUUUAUGGAUAGUAGUAAUACUUUUAACACUCUGUUUCUUUUAUGAUUCACCGAUAGCAAUCACUGAUCCAAAAUCAUUAUCAGAAGCCUUAAAAAAUAAUUCAUUUCGUCAAGUAUACAAAUAUUGUUUAAGUUUAAUCAAAAGUCCUGUAAUUAUGGUUCUUCUCGUAACUUCUUUUAUUGCAUAUUUCAACCAAACAGCACUUGAAACAACUUUAACACCAUUUACAAAUCGUCAAUUUAAUUGGCAUGAAAUCGAUGUAUCAAUUUUAUUUGCUGUAGCUGGUAUUGAAAUAACAAUUGUUUAUAUUGGUUUACAUUAUAUAUCGAAAAAAGUUCGUGAUCAAACAAUUCUCGUAUCUGCAUUUAUUAUUCUUAGUAUUGCUUGUCUUAUUGCUGUAAUUAUAUUACCAUUCUCAAAAAUUGGUUCAACAAAAUAUUUACCGAUAUUUUUAUUAUUUGUUGGUUUGGAUAUUCUUGCUCUACCACUUAUUGCUGUUACAACUGCAACUUUAUUUUCACGUGAAAUGAAUCUUGAACAACAAGGUAUUGGUCAAGGUAUACAACGUUUUGUUGUUAAUAUUGCAACUGUUGUCGGACCGUUAUUUGCGGGAGCUUUAUUACAAGCAACUUGGACAAUGCUUUUAGUGAUGUUUAUUAUUGUUUUACUUGCUACAUUUUUACUUCUAUUUAUGUAUCGAUCAUUUCGAACCAACCAAAAUGAUGAGCUAACAGCAUUAAUUUCACCUGUAAAUAAUAGUUCAUAA